This is a messenger RNA of Engraulis encrasicolus (European anchovy), 3561 nucleotides long. It is a transcript of the gene u2af2b, whose product is annotated as U2 small nuclear RNA auxiliary factor 2b. Gene Ontology annotation, molecular function: poly-pyrimidine tract binding; pre-mRNA 3'-splice site binding. Gene Ontology annotation, biological process: mRNA processing. Lineage: Eukaryota; Metazoa; Chordata; Actinopteri; Clupeiformes; Engraulidae. The transcript is spliced from 15 exons. Bases 239 to 1705 code for a protein of 488 amino acids. Gene Ontology annotation, cellular component: U2-type prespliceosome; commitment complex; U2AF complex. The record is from RefSeq and is a predicted model, not a curated record.
AGUUCCAUUUCCGGUAACGCGGACAGCGAAUGGUAGCGUCGAAGGUGGAUGAGGCCUAGCUGGUGUGAUUUAGAAGGGUUAAGAUUACAUUGAAAUACGUGAUUGUAGCAUUAUUAAGAGUGCAAGGUGACACUAAUUUAUGUUUUCAGCACGCGCGCAACAGCUGGGAUAAAAUCGAGGUUAGCGCCAGCUUACUCUGCUGCCUGACGGUUCAUUCAUCCCCUACUGAUCAUUCAAAAUGUCGGACUUUGACGAAUUCGAGAGACAGUUAAGCGAAAACAAACAAGGUGUUGAAAAUCUAAAUUCACUUGAGCGGGACAAGGAGAAUCGCCAUCGGCGUCGCAGCUCGUCCCGCAGCCGCAGCCGGGACCGUGGGAAGAGGCGCAGCAGGGAGCGCCGGAGCCGCGAGCGCCGCAGUGGUAGCAAGGACCGCCGGCACAGACGCAGCACACAGCCUCAAAACCCACCCCAAGACAUCGUCAGUCGUUCACCUCACAGGGAGAAGAAGAAGAAGGUGAAGAAGUAUUGGGAUGUUCCUCCUCCAGGCUUCGAGCACAUCACCCCAAUGCAGUACAAGGCCAUGCAAGCACACAUAGCAGUUGAUUUAUUCUCCUGCCCAGCUGCUGGCCAGAUCCCCGCCACGGCUCUGCUGCCCACCAUGACGCCAGAUGGCCUGGCCGUGACCCCCACCCCCGUGCCCGUGGUGGGCAGCCAGAUGACGCGCCAGGCUCGACGCCUCUACGUGGGCAACAUCCCCUUUGGCAUCACAGAGGAGUCUAUGAUGGACUUCUUCAAUGCCCAGAUGCGUCUCGGUGGGCUUACACAAGCGCCAGGCAACCCAGUGCUGGCCGUGCAGAUCAACCAGGACAAGAACUUCGCCUUCCUGGAGUUCCGCUCGGUGGAUGAGACCACCCAGGCCAUGGCGUUCGAUGGCAUCAUAUUCCAGGGCCAGAGCCUGAAGAUCCGCCGGCCGCACGACUACCAGCCGCUGCCCGGCAUGAGCGAGAACCCCAACGUCUAUGUGCCAGGAGUUGUCUCCACGGUGGUGCCAGACUCGGCUCACAAGCUCUUCAUCGGAGGACUGCCCAACUACCUGAAUGAUGACCAGGUAAAGGAACUGCUGACCUCCUUUGGCCCCCUGAAGGCUUUCAACCUGGUUAAGGACAGCGCCACUGGCCUCUCGAAAGGAUACGCCUUCUGCGAAUACGUGGACGUCAACGUCAACGACCAGGCCAUUGCGGGUCUCAAUGGUAUGCAGCUGGGUGAUAAGAAGCUCCUGGUUCAGAGGGCAAGUGUGGGUGCCAAGAAUGCCUCAAUGACGAGCGUAAACCAGACUCCCGUGACGCUGCAGGUCCCUGGGCUGAUGAACAGCUCAGUCAACCAGAUGGGCGGCAUCCCCACAGAGGUGCUGUGCCUGAUGAACAUGGUGGCACCUGAGGAGCUUCUGGACGAUGAGGAGUAUGAGGACAUCCUGGAGGACGUGAAGGAGGAGUGCGGCAAGUACGGCCAGGUCAAGAGCAUCGAGAUCCCACGGCCCGUCGACGGCCUGGACAUCCCCGGCACUGGCAAGAUCUUUGUGGAGUUCACGACCCUUUUCGACUCCCAAAAGGCCAUGCAGGGUCUGACCGGGAGGAAGUUUGCCAACCGAGUGGUGGUGACCAAGUACAUCGACCCAGAUGCCUACCAUCGCCGAGAUUUCCGGUAGAACAGGCGAAAGAGAGAAGGGAGGAGAGGAGGGGGGAGAGCUGGGGUUAAUGGCAGAAGGAAAGAGGAGCGAGCGAGUGAGGGAGGAAGGGAAAGAGAAAUUAAAAUGUUUGGUUAGGUGGGGAACAGGGGAGGGGGGGGAUCGGGAGGGAUUUUCUACUAUUAAAACAAAACAAAACAAAAAAUUGCUAUGUGGAAAGGAGCAUAUGUAAUCAUAUAUGUUUCGAGACUACGUGAGCGGGUUAGUUUUUUUGUGUUUGUAUUUUAAGAAUGUGUGUGCUUGUAUAUCCAGGAGGUAAUUUUUUUUUUGUAUUUUUAAAUGGUCUUGGGCUUUGGAGAAGUGCCAUUUCUUGCUGCCUGUCCAAAAAAAGAGAUGGUUUUGAGAUAUGAGACCAUUUUUUGGGAGGCGGGGUUGGAUGUAGGGAGGCUGGGAAAGGACAUGGUUUUGCAGCACAUGUCACGAAUGCGGUCUUUUUCUCUAUUGCCCAUAGGAAAGCGCCAGUCUUGUAACAAAAGGAAGGUUGACCUCAGUUAUAAAAAAAAAUGUCCAGUAUGUGAAUGAGAGCUGCCACUCACUGUAUCUUCAUCUUGUCUUAUAUCUCACACUCUCUCUCUCUCUCUCUCUCUCUCCCCUCUGCUCUUCUUUUCUGCUCUCGUCAUAUGAUUUCCACCUAUUGGGCUGAUAUGUUAAAUCAAUACUUUUUUUUUUCUUCUCGUUUUUGUUGAUGUUUGUCAUUAGUAUCGCUAGCAUUGUCUGUUGGCUGUUUGGCAUUUUAGUUUGCCUGGUCGUCCAUACAGGUGGUGGUGGCCCCCCUUCUGUUUCAAUUACAACCACCUGUCCCAUGUAAUUGUGUGUGUAUGUGUGUGUUUGAGCGAGUGUGUGUGUGUGUUUGUCAGUCCCACUACAGUGUAGCCCAUUUGUUUCAUAAUAAAACUCCUUGAAAUACACGUUGGUUUGCCUGAUUGGCCGUUUCAAGAUGGGGAGGAGGAGGAAGAGACGAGCAUGUGUCUUAGGACGAUCUGAUCGAUUUUGUGGUUGUUCAUCACCUGUUAAUUGGGCAUUCAUGGGUAGUUUUUGAAAGGCGUUUUGAGCAGAAUUGUCUCCUGAGCUCCAUGUUUCCCAUAAUCCCCCAUUCUCCGUACCACAGCUCAAACUCUACUCGUAAAAACACUGCACAGCACCGGACUCUAUUCUAUCACUGCCAGUAAACCUACAGGCUGCUUUUCUACAGUUGCAUAGCUAAUUUGCUCUGGUCCUGUCCCAUAACCUUUUUAUUUAAUUCAUGAUGGGAAUAUCUUGUUUGUUUCGUUGUACGCACACACACACACACACAUGUACACACACACACACACACACACACACACACACACACACACACACACACACACACACACACACACUUGGUGUGAUUUCCAAUGUGUAUUAAGUAAGAUUCUAGACUGGAAAAAAAAGAUUUCUCACAAUACCUAACGACUUAAUGACUUCUCUUCAUCAUUACUAUUAUUGUUGUUUUAAAAUGGAGCUUGACCUCAUCUCCAGAGUUGAGACGAAUGUGUUCUGAAAUCUGCCUUUUCUGUGAAAGGUGUAGUCCCAAAAUAAGUAUAUGACAAAUGAUCUGUUUAUUCUUACGAGACCUUUUGGACAUUAUGAUGAACAUCCACGACUUUGUGCGUGUGAGUGUGUGCACCGUUGCGUUGGACCAGGUGAUGUGACAUUCAUCUUACCACCCCACAAAGUCACAGUCACGACAUGACUGUCUAUUUUUGUUUUUGUUUGUUUGUUUAUUUUUUUCUUUGUCCUCUGUUAAAAUUACUUUAUGGCUAAGAGCACAUUACAUUAAAAGAUCAGAUGCUUAC